AUGGCCGUGAAAGCCUACUCUGCUGCCACUACCACUGCCACCACUGCCACCACUGCCAAUACUGCCACCACGGCCACGGCCAACUGCGACUGCGAUGCGACAUGUUGUGUUGGCCCGCCAUUGGCCGCGGCCCCACAAAUCGUUCCCUUUGACAAGCUGGCAGACGUGAUUCGCCAGCGAUUCACUCGGCCAAAGACAAGACGUCUACUUGCCUCUAGUACCUACCUCUAG
Molecule: messenger RNA, 231 nt
Organism: Plenodomus lingam JN3
Lineage: Eukaryota; Fungi; Ascomycota; Dothideomycetes; Pleosporales; Leptosphaeriaceae
Source: RefSeq, a predicted model, not a curated record